Messenger RNA from Asterias rubens (European starfish), 3858 nucleotides. RefSeq names its product minor histocompatibility antigen H13-like. The transcript is spliced from 9 exons. The record is from RefSeq and is a predicted model, not a curated record. Gene Ontology annotation, molecular function: aspartic endopeptidase activity, intramembrane cleaving. Bases 29 to 1189 code for a protein of 386 amino acids. Gene Ontology annotation, cellular component: lumenal side of endoplasmic reticulum membrane; cytoplasmic side of endoplasmic reticulum membrane; membrane. Gene Ontology annotation, biological process: membrane protein proteolysis. Lineage: Eukaryota; Metazoa; Echinodermata; Asteroidea; Forcipulatida; Asteriidae.
CGCGCACCAGUCAAUUUCUACGAACAACAUGGCGGACACAACGAUCGACGAGAGCAACGUGGUUGCCGAUCUAAACCAGACGUUAAACGAAACUGUAGCAAAUGCUACCGCUAAAAUUCCGGCCACCCCGGAGGGAAUGGCUGUCGCCUACGGGGGGCUGGUGAUCAUGGCUCUUUUGCCCAUCUUCUUUGGUGCUUUUAGAUCGGUUAAAUAUCAGAAAGAACAGAAGGAGAAUGGAGAAGUCCCGGAAAUCAUGUCAGAAAAAGACGCAGCCAUGUUCCCACUUAUCGCUAGUGCAACAUUAUUUGGAAUCUACGUAGUUUUCCAGAUUUUCUCAAAGGAUUACAUCAAUUUGUUGUUGACUGUUUAUUUCUUCUUCCUGGGAGUCUUAGCCCUCGCUCAUAUAUUUAGCCCUGUGAUGCGGAAGCUUCUACCGGCAGCAUUCCCAAAUGAGUCGUAUCAUCUCAUAUUCACAAAAGGGAAAGCUGACAAGAAGGAAGAUUUAGUGAACUACGAGUUUGACAACAAGGAUCUUGUGUGCCUUGGCCUCGCCGGUUUGUUUGGUGUUUGGUACCUGAUGAAAAAGCAUUGGGUUGCCAAUAACAUCUUUGGCCUAGCGUUUGCCUUGAACGGAGUGGAAUUCCUGCAGCUCAACACCGUCAUGACUGGAUGUAUACUACUCGGAGGUCUCUUCAUCUAUGAUAUAUUUUGGGUGUUUGGCACCAAUGUCAUGGUGACUGUUGCCAAGUCGUUCGAAGCUCCAAUCAAAUUGGUUUUCCCGCAAGACAUCCUGGACAAGGGCUUUGAUGCCAACAACUUUGCCAUGUUGGGUCUCGGUGACAUCGUCAUCCCAGGGAUAUUUAUUGCUCUCCUGCUGCGUUACGACGUAAGUAAAGCAAAGUCGAGCCGUGUCUACUUCACAGCUAGCUUCUUGGCCUACAUCUUGGGUCUGUUGACCACCAUCGGUAUCAUGCAUUUCUUUAAGCAUGCCCAGCCAGCUCUGCUGUACCUGGUACCUGCCUGCAUCGGGGUACCGAUCAUCAUAGCCCUCAUCCGAGGAGAAAUCAGGGACCUCCUCAAAUACGAAGACAAUCCAUCAAAGGAGGGCGAUGAAAAGGUUUCCAAGGCAACAGAUGGAGAAGACGAUAAGACAAGCAGCAAAGACAGUGAACCCAAGAAAUCCAAGUAACUCAACCAGGGUAUGACCUUGGAAAUGUUGACCUUGAGGUCACAAUAUGACCCCGAGGUCUUAAUAUGACCUGAAGUACAAUCAAUUCACCCAUGAACAAUCUGAAUUGACCUUUAGAUUCCUGAACUGACCUUUGGUUUGAACCGCAGACAUCAUUUAGAGUUAGGAUGUGACCUCAUGGUUUGACCUCAUGGAUGACCUGGUGUCAUAACUCGACCUUACGGUUUAAUUUGACCAGUGCAUUGACCCAAGUAUAAAUAAUAUUGUGAUAUAAUAAAGCUUCUAUUUAUCGUGUUGCAACAGUAAUGUACAAUGUAUCUUCGCUUCCUUGACUAAAUUUGAUUGUCGCUGGGAAAUUUUUUUAGUAAUCUUAAAGAAUAAAACAUAGUUAACCCUCCUACUUUGGGUAUCAUUUUCCAGAGAGUUGAUCAACCAUUUGAAACCAUUUAACCGCACAGGUUUUGUAGGGUGGCACACCUGUACUCAGAACAAACUGUGCAUUACAGGUUGGAAAGAAAUAGUUUGGUCUCCUAUGUGUAUUAUAAAUACACUUAAGUUUGUGGCACACAGGGAGCCAGACAAAGAUGCCUGCCUUGGGCAACACAGAAUAGAUUUUCUAUUGUUGAUUAACAGACCGAUCUAUUUGGCAGGGAUGGCCGAAUAUUAGCAAAAUGUUCAAUGUAUUAAUAAUUAUAAAUAGUGACCAACUUCAAUAUUUCUGCAAACCUUCAAUUAAAAACAAAUACAUCCCAUAAUUGGUUGUUUUUGCUUCCAACAAAUCAUACACUAUUUUUGACAAUUUGUGAAACAUAAUUGCAAACUGUGGCUACCAGUUUUUUGCUCUGUAUUUAUAACCCAUAGUUUUCCUUGGUUGGAAAAAACUGAUGUUGCAUUUAGAGAAGUCUAUGCAGCUGUUAGACACAUUAAAAGUUUACUUGGUACUGAACUAGGCCAAUUUUAUAGAGCUACUUAUUGAGAGAGUUCCAUUUCAAAGUGCUGCUAACCAUAUGCACACAAACAGGCAUGUUAGCCUUCAGGGCCCAAUUUAAUAGCGCUGCAAAGCACAAAAAUCUGCUUUGCAUGAAAUUUCUCCCUUGAUAAAAACAGGAAUGCCAACCAAAUUUCCACGUGAUUUCCACAGGACAAGCAAAGAACAGCUGAAUACUAGUAAGAAGCAACAUGCAUCAAAUGGAAAUUUGGUCGGCAUUCCUGUUUUUAUCAAGCAAGAAAUGUCAUGCUAAGCAAAUUUGUGUGCUUAGCAGCGCUAUGAAAUUGGGCCCAGGUGCUUACAGUAUGAAUACGAAUGACCUAAGUAAACAAGCAUGCUGACUGCCUAAUUUUCGUGCUACAUUUUAACAUGUCAAAUGUGCCUACUCAUAAGCAAAUUUUCCUGCUACAGUUAGCACAAAAAGUUGCUUACUAAUAAGCAGUGCUAUGAAAUUGGCCCCUGGUUGUAACUUGGGUUUGUUUUAGCCCUGGUACUCUCCACUACAAGGACUAGUUUUAUUUCAGGUGAUGUUGGAGUUGUACAUGAGAUUAAUAGAGUAGAGACAAGUAGUAUUUUUUUUCCUUUUUCGGUAGUUUCCUGACAGUCAAAUCAUAGUUUUAGAUAAUAUAAGACAGUUUUGAUUCCUUUUAAGUGUUAUUGAAAAAAAAAAAACUCUAAGAGAAUUUGAUGGUGUUUUUUUUUCUUCUUUGAGUUUGACUCAAACUGGUUGUUUGAAAAUGUUUGUUUUCUUUUUCUUAAGUCGCCGCAACCUUGCUGACAUUGCAUGAACAACAAAUUAACUCAAUCUUAAAACUCAUUCCUUAUAUCUGUUUUUGUGUCUCACUGUCAGACUUGGUAACAUUUUUCUGUUUAUCAUCAACUACAGAUCUGAAAUUUGAAAUAAGCUGCAUUUCUCAGUAAUUAACUAACUAAUUAAAAAAAUUUAAGCAGUAUUACUCUCGCUAAUUGGUGUUUGUGUUCUGCAAAGUAAAACAAAUUAACAAGUUAAAUGUAAGGUCACUAUUCAAUUAAAUUUGUGCACAAUAAACUUCAGCUGUGGUGUUUUUGUUGAAUAUUAAAUGACAACUUAGUCAGUGCACUUUUUGGGGUGAAAUGAUAGUGCUUUUAAGUAGCAGCAGGCACACAGGGUACAUGACCUAUAGGUAGUGGGAAUCCAACAACAGAUGGGCCCAAUUUCAUAGAGCUGCUUAACAAAACUGUCUGCUUAGCAGAAGUGAGAUGAAUUAUUCUGCUGCAAUUUUACAGCUUUUUAAAUUUUUCUAUUUGUUGUCGGCCAAAACAAAUAUAAGUGGGCCUUUAUUGAGGUUGUCGAUUUAUUUUGUUGUGUUUGUGGCCAGCAUGGAAAGCUACAAAAGUGCAUUUAUUUUCUUAAAUAAUAUUUGUGGAUGUUAAAUGGUUUCAUGGGAACCUUACCAUGACAGAAUUAGAAAACAGUUUUCUUUUUUGGGUAAUCUAAAUAUCUUUGGUGAGCAGGCCGCAAACUAGAGGAUGUUCCCCUACUUCGUAGUGUUUUAAUCCAUGGUUUAUUUUACUAGUUUUAAGUUUGAAAACUUUAACUAAAUUCUUAACAAUCUCUGUCGUAUUUAUGCGUUUUAUGUGUUUGUAAACGUUGUGCUAAUUAAUGCAUUAACAAUAAAUGUGCAUUCCGUGUAAACAUUGA